Messenger RNA from Carassius carassius (crucian carp), 2598 nucleotides. Its product is annotated as sodium-dependent serotonin transporter-like. The transcript is spliced from 14 exons. Gene Ontology annotation, biological process: serotonin uptake; sodium ion transmembrane transport. Gene Ontology annotation, molecular function: serotonin:sodium:chloride symporter activity; serotonin binding. The record is from RefSeq and is a predicted model, not a curated record. NCBI's taxonomy places the organism in Eukaryota, Metazoa, Chordata, Actinopteri, Cypriniformes, Cyprinidae. Bases 328 to 2268 code for a protein of 646 amino acids. Gene Ontology annotation, cellular component: membrane; neuron projection.
UCUGUUUUGCCUAGUUGAGAUACCUUCACCCAAUCCCUCCGUUUCCCUCCUGGCUUUCAGUUCAUUGGGCAUUGCGGAUUAACCUACUAGCUCAGACAGAUUGGAAAGACUUGCUGUUCUCCAAACUCUGGCCCUGAGCGGUGUUUUCCCACCUGAGCUUGUUAAAACGCAAAGGUUAAGGCCUGAUCACACUCUCCUUGCCCUCUCCAUCCCAGCCCGCUCCGUUCCAAACCCGGCCCUUCUUCUCCAGGCUCUCUGUCCCCUCAUGGGCGCGAUAUCAGCCAGUGCAAGAGGACCACCGUCUCAACCCUAACAGCAGUCCUCACCAUGGAGAUGAAGCAAUCAGAGAUGAUGAAUCGAGAGGAUGGGGGAGAGCAUGAGAAGGAACAGGAGUCACAAGAAAACGGAAGGCUUGUUGCGGACAGCGUUGCGGAGAAGGGUCAGAAAUCCUGCUCUGGACCUGGGCAGGUCUCCAACGGUUAUCCCAGCACAUCCCCACAAAGCCCCAGGGAUGGUGCGGGUGCUGGGACGGACAGCGGUAGCACCCCUGGAGCAUUCAGGACUCUGGUGGUCCAGCAGACCAGCUUGGAUCCACCUAGGGAGACCUGGAGCAAAAAGAUGGACUUCUUGCUGUCGGUGAUCGGGUAUGCAGUGGACCUGGGCAAUGUGUGGCGCUUUCCCUACAUCUGCUACCAAAACGGAGGGGGUGCCUUUCUUCUGCCGUACCUGCUGAUGGCUGUGUUUGGUGGCGUGCCACUGUUUUACAUGGAACUGGCUCUGGGCCAGUUUCACCGCAGCGGGUGUAUCUCCAUCUGGAAACACAUUUGCCCCAUCUUCAAGGGUAUAGGCUUUGCUAUCUGCAUCAUUGCACUCUAUAUUGCCUUCUACUACAAUACCAUAAUGGCCUGGGCUCUCUACUACCUCCUGUCCUCCUUUCGUGCCACACUGCCCUGGACCACCUGCACCAACCAGUGGAACACUCCCAACUGCACCCAAUACCUUUCCACCGACUUGAAUGUCUCCUGGACCGACAACUCCAUCUCUCCAGCUGAAGAGUUCUAUGUACGGCAGGUCCUGCAGGUUCAUCUGUCCCCUGGUCUUCAUCAGUUGGGCUGGGUGAGCUGGCAACUAGCCCUCUGUCUGUUGUUCAUCUUCACUGUUGUGUACUUCAGCAUCUGGAAAGGGGUCAAGACCUCUGGCAAGGUAGUGUGGGUGACAGCUACCUUUCCGUACCUGGUGCUGCUGAUCCUGUUGAUAAGAGGGGCCACCCUGCCAGGAGCAUGGAGAGGAGUGGUCUUCUACCUGAAACCUGAUUGGAGCAAACUUUUAACCACUACAGUUUGGCUUGAUGCAGCUGCACAGAUCUUCUUCUCUCUGGGUCCAGGCUUUGGUGUUCUCCUGGCCUUUGCCAGCUACAAUCCCUUUCAUAACAACUGCUACAAAGAUGCAUUAAUCACAAGCUCAGUGAACUGUUUGACCAGUUUCCUGUCAGGCUUUGUGAUCUUCACGGUGCUGGGCUACAUGGCAGAGAUGCGCCAACAACGUGUGGAGAACGUAGCUAAAGAUGCUGGUCCCAGUCUGCUCUUCAUCAUCUAUGCUGAGGCUAUUGCCAAUAUGCCGGCUGCUACGUUCUUCGCCAUCAUAUUCUUCCUCAUGAUAAUUAUGCUGGGGCUGGAUAGCACGUUUGCAGGUCUGGAAGGGGUAAUUACAGCCAUGUUGGACGAGUUCCCCCACCUGUUGGCCAGGAGGAGAGAAUGGUUUGUGCUCGGCCUAGUGUGUGUCUGUUAUUUGGGCGCCCUCUCCACUCUUACCUACGGAGGUGCGUUUGUUGUUAAACUAUUCGAGGAAUAUGCCACAGGCCCUGCUGUUAUCACCGUGGUCUUCCUCGAGGUCAUUGCUGUUUCCUGGUUCUAUGGAACGACACGUUUCUGCAACGAUGUGCAGCUGAUGCUUGGCUUUGCUCCUGGUGUGUUUUGGAGGGUCUGCUGGGUAGCCAUCUGUCCCUGCUUCCUAUUGUUCAUUAUUGGGAGUUUCCUGGCAUUCCCUCCCGAGGUCAGGCUGUUUGACUACUUGUACCCUUUCUGGACCACAGUUCUCGGCUACUGUAUUGGAGUCUCCUCCUUCAUCUGUGUGCCUUCUUACAUGGUCUACCAUCUAAUCACCACCAAAGGGACCUUCAAACAGCGUCUGCUAAAGAGCAUUACCCCUGAGGCUCCGGGGUCCAGCGGCCCUCAGAGAGACACAAUUGUCAUCACCAACGCCGUGUGAUACAUUUCCUCUUCUGCUGGACAUGUAGCACAAACGCAGGGGACCCGUGUCUCCUGUAAGGGCCUCAGCUGACCUCCCUUCACACCUCACCCCAGAGGAGUCUGCUACCUGUAUUGUGUGACGGUGAGGCCAGGCCUCCGAAUACAUUGUUUUAUUCUUAUUCUAGCCGUCCAUGUGUGACCACUGUCAGCGCUCAUAUGAGUUACUGACUGCCGUAGCAAGUUCUUGAGUUUGUGUUUUGUCCUUCCGUUGUUAAUUUUAGAUCUCCAUGAACAUUUAUAUAUAUACAUAUAUAUCUGAAGGAUCAUGUUACAUUAAAAAAUCUCACCA